GCCCGCUCCGUUCCCCUCCAAUCUGCACCUCCUCGCUCUCAAUCACGACGUCCUCCGUGCAAUCAUCGACUCCUGCCCUGUCGACGAUGCCCUCCAGCUCGCCCUGACAUGCAAGGCUGCCUAUGGCUUUGCUAUGCCCCACAUCGUCUCAGACGUUUCCAUCGGUGACCCCGGUGUCGACGACGGCCCCGACCGUCUGACGAAAUUCUGCCAGUUCAUGCUCAACAAGCCAGAGUUCGCCAAGGCCCUUCGCGCACUGCGUCUCCUCGACGGCGCGUUCGCCCGCCCGGCUAGUUCUGGGGGACGGUCUGGGUGGGGCGCAGACUUCUCUCCCGCUGGCCUUCUCACCAAAGUCCUGUCCACCGCGGUGAACCUCCGUGUCCUCCACAUACGCGACGCGGAGCCCCUCUUCCAGUCGCAUCCGGCCGUCUACGAGGCCGUCACGAAGCUCGACAGACUGAAGGUGCUCUCGCUGUACUACAUCGGCAACACCUGCCUCAAGGCCAUCUCGCAGCUCCAGGGCAAGCUGCAGGUCAUCGAAAACGGUUUGUGGAAGGACGGGCCGCGGCCACAGGGCGACGUGACGCCGUUCGGACGGUACGUCGACUCGCUGCGGCACAUCCGGCUCUGGGAGUGCGGCUGCAUGCUCGAGAGCGUCAUCGACCGACACGUCUGGCCGGACGUGCACACGCUCGACAUCGGCGGCCGCAUCGCGAAGAUAUCCGAGCUCGCCCGCGCGUUCCCCAACCUCCGCCGCCUCACGUUCCACAUGGAGUUCUCCGUCAAGCAGGAGACCCGGUGGUCUGCUGGCCGGAGCUAGACUAUCUCGAGACGAGCGCCCCUAUCCCGCUGUUCCCCUCGCGCGUGCGGCGGCUGCAGCUACAGUACCCGAUUGGCGCGAGGUCAGGGUCCCAGAACGACCUGAAGACGCUCCCGCUCAUGGAGAAGGCGAACCCGGUCGUGCUCUCCGUCACGCUCUCGCACACGGUCUCGGAGGUCUUCCUGGGGCGGAUGAAGAGCUCCAUGCCGUCGCUGCGGUAUAUGGAGAUGGUCGUCAACGACGGGGCGUGCGGCCGCGCCAGCAUGCAAUGGCAGACGUUCGAAGACUGGGUCGUGCGUGUUCUAGCUCGUUCUGACCCCCUCGCUUGCGGAGAGCUCACCUCACGUUCCGUAAAGGUGCGAAACCUUGAAAUCAUGCGGCAAACCUCGCUGGUGGGCCUCUGCAUCUCGUACACGGGCGCAGGGUCCACGUCCACGAUUUCGGUCCAGCACCGAAAUCGCAUUAUUCAUAUAGCGCGCCUGCUCACACGGACCAUCAGCACCUUGCAAUAUAUCGGCGUGGGGUACCACGAUGGGAAUUUGGGAAUGUACGCGUCCGAUUGCCUUUGGUUCAGGGCUACCGGGCGAGACGCGGAGGCGUCGACGCCCGCUACGCUGCAGCAGCUGUCGAGCGCGGACGGAGAGCGGCGCAGGGAGAUCCUUCUGAGCACCCAGAGGGACGAGGAUCAUCGAUGGUCUUCUUGUAUCUGAAUGCUCGUAUGAUUGUUUUGCCCUCGGAUCUCCCGCUGGCCUUCUCGUCCGCUGCCAAGUUGUCUCUUGCCGCCCUUGCCCUGGCGUGUCGUGUUCGGUCAUGACAGAACGUCCUGUUGUUCCGUUUCGCGUCAGUCGUGAAAUUGUAGCUAUGUGUCAUCUGCUGCCUCCCGUCGUGCUCGUCUGCCCAGCCCCACCGGAUACCACCACUGUGUGUCAUUUGUGCUUUCCCUGUGUAUACGUCUUGCCACGACCCGCUUACUGUACCUGUAACAUACUCCCUUAGCCUCGAAUCCCCACUUCGCCGCCUACUUAUUGGAAGCCUACCGUCACCCCCUCAGUAACGCCCAGGAUGUGAACCCGCUGAUUUUGCCAUGCGUAGUAUGUACCAUAUCGUCGGUUUGGUUCUCUCAGGGUCUCUCUCCCUCCCCCCGCGCGCCUUCUGGCUCUGGCUCUUAUCUCUUCGCC
Molecule: messenger RNA, 1998 nt
Organism: Dichomitus squalens LYAD-421 SS1
Lineage: Eukaryota; Fungi; Basidiomycota; Agaricomycetes; Polyporales; Polyporaceae
Exons: 2
Coding region: 134-820 (228 amino acids)
Source: RefSeq, a predicted model, not a curated record